CCCUAAACUCGUUUCCUGGCACUUUCAAGAUAACAAUCGAAGUCGAGUAUGCGUUAAGAUAGUAAAAAUACGAGUGCAGAUAUCGAAGAUCCGACAGUCGACGAAAAACCGAAUAACACUAGGAAACCACGAGACUGUGGUGGUCGGACCGCCCGAGUCGAUGGAACCAAAAGUUAUUAAGGAAGAAGCAAUUGAACGGGAUUCCAGUAUUUUAGACGAUCCCAUUUUAAAUAACAAUAAUAACAAAGAAUCUGCAUUCAGAAUACAUAAUCGAAAAUCGAAAAUCAAGUCCAAAGAUGCUGGUUUUUCGUCCACGUCCACUAGCGAUUCAUCAGGUGAACACUUGCUUAGUCCCACGCAUCCGUUACCGACACAGAACGACGUUGAAUCUGAAAGCUCAAGCCCUCAGUCCGAUACAUUUAGGAAUCAUUCGAAACUAAAAAGAUUCCUUUCUACAUUGGUGCAAUUCAGUGGACAAAUAUCACCCCAUACUAGUGAACGAGUUAAGGGUCAGAUAUUCACAUUGGUGAACAAUUUAAUAAGCGUUGAAGAAUUUCACCAUAAUAUACAAGAAAUGACAAACUUUCCACUUAGACCGUUUGUACUGCCAUUUUUAAGAAGCCACCUUCCAUCAUUACAGCGUGAUCUACUAGCAAUGGCACGUAACAACAAACAGACGCUGAGCCAGUACCUGAAGCAGCACGAGAACGCGUACCUGGACCGGGACUCUCAGCCCAGCGAACCGUCCGAGAUCUUUCACCAGGUGGAACGGGUGCCGCCGCCGCCGCCGCCGCCGUCGCGGGACAACAGCGCCGGCAACAAGCGGUCGUACCCUUUGGCCGCGGCCGCCGACAGCUAUUACGAGACCGGUUACGCGGCCGACUUGGACUACCAGCAGCCGUGCGCCAAACGGCCCAACCUGGGAUACGGCGUGCCGUUCAUGUACCACCACCCGAACCUGCACCCGCAGGACCCGCCGCCGCCACCGCCGCCACCGCCUCCCCCGCACCCGUACAACAUACUGCCGCUGUUGCACUUGCGCGAGGUCGAGGACCACAAGGGCCACGUGGAGGACGAAUGGAAGAACAUACACGUGAUGUUGAACUGUAUUUUGAGUAUGGUGGAAAAAACAAAGAAAGCAUUAGGUAUACUUCAAGAGCGCGGUCUGACGGACACACAUUUUCCUGAUUGGAAUAGAAAGAAAUCGACAGAUGAAGUGCUGGCGCAAACUGUACGGCACACCGAAGAACGUAUCGAAAGCAUAAAAAAGAAAGCCGAGGACUCGGUGAACGAGAUAAGACAUCAGGCCAUGGUGGAAUUGCAAAAACUCGUGUUGGCCGCGGAAAACAAAAUGAUCGAACUGGUGGCCACGGAGCGAACGAGACUAAGCGGUAACAGAACAUCGAGUUCCAGUCUGCAGACAUCGCCGUCGUUGAUUUCGCAGUACAACAGCUGCUGGAACUGCGGUCGGAAGGCGCAAGAGACGUGCAGCGGCUGUAACACGGCGCAGUACUGUAGCUCGUUCUGCCAGCACAAGGACUGGGAAACGCACCACCAGACGUGUUGCGUGCACUCGACCGCGGCCACCAGCUGCAUCGCCACCACCACCAGCACCACGGCGACGGCGACCACCACCAGCACCGCCGGCGGCGCGGUUGCCACGUUGACGGCGAGCAAGAAACAACAGCCGCCGCCGCCGCCGCCGUCGUCCGUGGCGUCCACGGCCACCGCUUCGUCGUCGUCGGCGGCCACCGUCGCGGACGAUCUGACAGUCGUCCGGUCGCAACCCGCCGCCCCGACGUCGUUCAAGGUCGCCGGCGUGCCGACGGACGCUUCGGAAGCCGGCGGCGAACCCGCGGCCGACAAGCAGUCGACGCACGGCGGUGGCCGCAAGCAGCCGCAGUCUUUUUUUGGUUUGCCGUAUUUACCUCCAGAAGAAGUAAAAGAUGCCUUUACACAAUUAAUAUCAGAUUACCCAACAUCAGAUUUUUCAUUUCCAACUACGUUCUUGAAACAUAUAUAA
Messenger RNA from Sipha flava (yellow sugarcane aphid), 2023 nucleotides. RefSeq names its product protein CBFA2T1 (gene nvy). Gene Ontology annotation, cellular component: nucleus. The transcript has 11 exons. Gene Ontology annotation, biological process: negative regulation of DNA-templated transcription; DNA-templated transcription. Gene Ontology annotation, molecular function: transcription corepressor activity. The record is from RefSeq and is a predicted model, not a curated record. NCBI's taxonomy places the organism in Eukaryota, Metazoa, Arthropoda, Insecta, Hemiptera, Aphididae. The coding region runs from base 161 to 2023 and encodes 620 amino acids.